AUGGCAUCUUCUGAAAAUAUGAAAGUUGAAAGAGAAAUCACGGAAAGGGGACACAAAGAUGAAGAGAGAAAUGAAGAGAAUGGGGGAUUCAUGGAUAAGAUCAAGGAUUUUAUCCAUGACAUUGGAGAAAAGAUUGAAGGUGCUGUAAGGUUUGGGAAGCCAACAGCAGAUUUUAAGGCAGUUCACCUUCCUUCAAUCAAUUUGCAUAAGGCAGAUCUUGUUGUGGAUGUGCUAGUUUCAAACCCAAAUCCUAUUCCAAUUCCUCUUGUAGAUAUUGACUACUCAGUUGAAAGUGAUGGUAGAAAGCUUGUGUCAGGGCUGAUUCCAGAUGCUGGAACAAUUCAUGCACAUGGCUCAGAGAAUGUAAAGAUACCAGUAACAUUGAUAUUUCAUGAUAUUAAGAGUACUUACGAUGAUAUUAAACCUGGAAGUGUUAUACCUUAUAGAGUGAAGAUUGCUCUCCUUGUGGAUGUGCCUAUUUUUGGAAGGCUAACUCUUCCUUUGGAGAAGAAAGGUGAAAUUCCUGUGCCUUACAAACCUGAUGUUGAUAUUCAAAAGAUACAUUUUGGCAAGUUCUCCCUUGAAGAAACUGUUGCAACCCUGCACUUGAAAAUAGAGAACAAUAAUGACUUUGAAUUAUCAUUAAAUAAGCUAGAGUGCGAAAUUUGGCUAUCUGAUGUGAGCAUUGGAAGUGUUGAGCUUUACAAAUCUAUAAAGAUUGCCAAAAAAGGAAUUAGUAGGAUUCAGAUUCCAAUGACUUUUCGACCUAAAGACCUGGGUUCUGCUAUUUGGGACAUGAUUAGAAGAAGAGGUACUAGAUAUUCGAUCAAAGGAAACAUUGAUGUGGACACUCCUUUCGGACCAAUGAAGUUGCCAAUUAGCAAGGAGGGUGGAAAAACUCACCUAAAGAAAGGUGAAGAAGAAGAAGAUGAUGAUGAGGUUUGA
Dendrobium catenatum is the source of this 945-nucleotide messenger RNA. RefSeq lists its product as uncharacterized. Gene Ontology annotation, cellular component: cytosol. The transcript has a single exon. NCBI's taxonomy places the organism in Eukaryota, Viridiplantae, Streptophyta, Magnoliopsida, Asparagales, Orchidaceae. The coding region runs from base 1 to 945 and encodes 314 amino acids. Gene Ontology annotation, biological process: response to desiccation. The record is from RefSeq and is a predicted model, not a curated record.